Arachis ipaensis is the source of this 1364-nucleotide messenger RNA. RefSeq names its product PLC-like phosphodiesterases superfamily protein. Lineage: Eukaryota; Viridiplantae; Streptophyta; Magnoliopsida; Fabales; Fabaceae. The record is from RefSeq and is a predicted model, not a curated record. Gene Ontology annotation, molecular function: phosphoric diester hydrolase activity. Gene Ontology annotation, biological process: lipid metabolic process.
UCCAAAUAAAAUUUCCUAUAUAAGAUUUUUAUAAACAUGACAAUCCCAUGAAUUUCGUUUUCUCAGCCAACUCAAUAAAACCCCAUCAUUGAUAUUAUCAUUGUUAUUUUUCACAAUAUGGGUUCUCUUCUCUGCUUGCUUAUGGUUAUUCUCCCAUCAUUGUUUUACAAUGUUUCAGCUGCUUGUUCUAAUGGAACUUGCAGGCUACUUGAUGAGUGUUCAUCUGAUAAAGAUUGUGGAAGUGGACUGUAUUGUUUCUCAUGUCCAUUUGGGUUCACAGGCUCAAGGUGUGUCAGAUCAUCAAUCACUAAUCAAUUCAAGCUCAUAAACAAUUCUCUACCGUUCAACAAAUAUGCAUUUUUGACAACACACAAUUCAUAUGCAAUCGAAGGGGAGCCAUCUCACACAGGCGUGCCACGUGUCACAGUCACCAACCAAGAAGACAAUGUUACACAACAACUUAAUAAUGGAGUUAGAGCACUAAUGCUGGAUACAUAUGAUUUUAAAGGGGAUGUUUGGUUAUGCCAUUCAUUUGGAGGCAAUUGCUAUGACUUCACAGCUUUUGAACCUGCUAUAGACACACUGAAGGAAAUUGAAGCUUUUCUUUCAGCAAAUCCAUCAGAAAUUGUCACAAUUAUCUUGGAAGAUUAUGUUCAUACCCCAAAUGGUUUGACAAAGGUUUUCACUGAUGCUGGACUAAUGAAGUAUUGGUUCCCCCUAAGUAGAAUGCCCAAGAAUGGUGGAGAUUGGCCUCUUGUUAGUGACAUGGUUUCCAAAAACCAAAGAUUACUAGUCUUCACUUCUAUCAAGUCUAAGGAACAAAGUGAAGGCAUUGCAUACCAGUGGAAUUACAUGGUUGAAAAUCAAUAUGGAGAUGGUGGAAUGAAAAAUGGAAGCUGUCCAAACAGGGCAGAGUCAUCUCCUCUUAAUGACAAAAGCAAAUCAUUGGUGUUGGUAAACUAUUUCCAAACUACUCCAAUUAAGCUAAUCACAUGUAAAGAGAACUCUGGAGCACUAAUUGGUAUGCUAAGAACUUGUUAUGGUGAUUCUGGUAACCGUUGGGCUAAUUUUGUUGCUGUUGAUUUCUACAAGAGAAGUGAGGGAGGAGGUUCUUUUCAAGCAGUGGACACUCUCAAUGGGAAGCUAUUGUGUGGAUGUGAUGAUGUUCAUGCAUGUCAGGCUGGAUCAACUUCACAAGCUUGUUCAUCAACAUAGAAAGCAGAAUGGUUGUUGGCUAGUGCAUAGUGUUGUCAAUUUACAUUUAAUUCAUUUUAAAUCAUUAUUGCUUGCAACUGUAAUUGGAUAUUUGGAUCACACACUACAACUUUGGAGAAAAGUUACAUAUACCAAUACUUGUUUUGCUA